AUGACAAUUGAUGAAUGGCAUGACAAAAAUAAACAAAGUCUGUCAUUAGAUAAUUUGAAAUUAGAUGAACCUGAUAAUUACAAAUUAGUGAUAACUAAUACUAAUGGUAAAUUAAAUGCAUCUAUAACGUGUCAGUGUGGUUCAUUGAUAAAACUUUUUCGUAAUCGUACGUAUUUUCAAUUAUCUAAUUUUUAUAAUCAUUUAAAAAGUGAUAAAUGUACAAUGAUUAAAUCAAAACAACAACAAACAUCAAGCGAUGAUAGGCAUAAUAACCAAAAUAAUAAUAAUAAUCAAAAUGAUACGAAUGAUAAUCAACAACAAUAA
Didymodactylos carnosus is the source of this 324-nucleotide messenger RNA. NCBI's taxonomy places the organism in Eukaryota, Metazoa, Rotifera, Eurotatoria, Philodinida, Philodinidae. The record is from the annotation of a GenBank genome assembly.